UUUUAAAAGCAGCAUGGAAAAUCUACGGCGCGGAGUGUGUUUCCCCGCAGGGCAGUUUGUUUGCUAAUGGUACAAUAUACUAUAGCCAGGCAACCGAGUUUCUUCUGGCAAGGGAGACCCUAACAACGCGAAGCACAGGAACACUGGAUCUGAGACACCAGGGCCUUCAUUAUGACAGCCGGACAGAUAAGAGAAACGACCAAUUUAAAACACGCGAAAGCGGAUCAUUUUGUCAGAAAUUCAACAGUCAAGAACAGCCCUAAAGUCAAAGGCUUGGACCGAAGCGGUUGGUGGAGAAGCACAAUCAAAGAAUCACCUAUUCCUGGAACCUAUGAAAUCCGAGACUUUAUCAGAGAGGCUCAGCUGAAUCCAGUGAAGCAGACAUACUGCUUCAAGGGUGAAGGCAGGAAGAAGGGUGUUGGUGCAGCCCGCAAAGGGGACCUCCUGUUGCCUGGUGCCUACUCCUACACUGACUGCAUCCAGCUACUAGAGAAACAACAAGUCACCUACUCCUUCAAGAACUGCUCCAGGAAAGAUGCCUUCAUGCUGGGCUAUAGAGACAAGGACAUGAAUACCUCACCGUGCCAGUACGACAUGUUACCAAAACCAGUGGCCAGGUUGCCUUGUAGGCAUGCAAACUUUCGAUCCACAGUUCUACGAUUCCCCACUAUCUACUUUGUUCCUAAAGAAGGUCCCAGUCCUGGUCAGUACAGUGUGAAAAGAGAACCUCCGCCUGCUAUCACGUCCUGCUUUCGUUCAGCAGUGCCCCGCAUGGUCACAGCGCGCAGUAAAACUCCUGGACCCGGAACGUAUGAGGCUUCAAGGCAGGUGCCAACGAAGAUGAAAGCAAUCGCAACCAUGGGCCACUUGCAUGGGCUCUUCUUCCGUAAUGCUUUUGAGUUUUAAAUUCUAUUGAAAACAGUGUCUGUGUGCGCUUUGUGACACAGCAUGCUGCAGUGACAUUUUAAUAUGUAGUUCAGUCAUAGGAUGGAAGAGGAUAUGAGUUAUGGAGUUUCCUGUAUUUGCUUUCCUCAGUUAGUGCUGGGACAAAUAUUUAAAGAUGUGAAUAAAAACUGCUUCAAAUGUAUUCAGAGACAAAACGUACCAUGUUCUUUCUUGAUCCUGUAAUGGAGUUUAAAGUUGACCAUGUCAAAAAGA
Molecule: messenger RNA, 1158 nt
Organism: Polyodon spathula (Mississippi paddlefish)
Lineage: Eukaryota; Metazoa; Chordata; Actinopteri; Acipenseriformes; Polyodontidae
Gene: stpg4
Product: sperm-tail PG-rich repeat containing 4
Exons: 7
Coding region: 172-906 (244 amino acids)
Biological process (GO): epigenetic programing of male pronucleus
Cellular component (GO): germinal vesicle; female pronucleus; male pronucleus
Molecular function (GO): histone binding; chromatin binding
Source: RefSeq, a predicted model, not a curated record